Molecule: messenger RNA, 708 nt
Organism: Candida tropicalis MYA-3404
Lineage: Eukaryota; Fungi; Ascomycota; Pichiomycetes; Serinales; Debaryomycetaceae
Gene: PGA43
Product: Pga43p
Exons: 1
Coding region: 1-708 (235 amino acids)
Source: RefSeq, a predicted model, not a curated record
AUGGUCCAAUCACACCAUAGUCUCACAUUAAGGUUAUAUUUACUGUGGUUUCUUGUUUGCUUAGUCUUACCUGUCAGUUCAUUGAUUGUUAAUGAUGAAUUCGGAACUUACAUGAAUCCAAAUCCACGUAAAAUUCCACAAUGUCAAGCCAAUGAUUUAGUUAAAUUAUCAUCUUGUUGUAAUGAUUUGUUACACCAGCUUGACCAAUGCAAACCAGACGAUUUGGCAUGUGAAUGUUGCGCAUUACAGCUGAUUAAUCAAGACUGUUAUCAUCUAUGUCCAGGAAAUCCACUGACUAACUUUUUAACUGUACUACUUCUGGAUUGUUCUCAAUUGAGUGACGUUAAUGCUUGCUCAUUGCCAUUCAAGAAAACAGACGAGUCUACUGUUGUUUCUAAAAAGAAAGGAUCCAAAUCUGUCGAUCAAGUUCUUGAGGAAGAUGAAAAAUUUGAUGCUAGUUUAAAGAGCAAAGUGUUUAAUAAAAUUGAUGGGUUGAAAGAACAUGUCCUGCAAGAACAAUUCAUUAAAAAGAAGAUAAAGUUGGUAAUUGAUAAAGAAGUCACUCCUGUUCAAAACUAUUCUAAUAUUUCAAACAUUUCUGUGGUUCAGGAACUUUCAAAGUCAUCAGAUGCAUUGUCUUACUUACAUUCUGUUAAUAGAGUGAUUUUCGCAAUACUAAUUAGCAUAGUUAUUAUUGCAAUGUAUUAG